AUGGACGAUACUACCCGCUCGCUCAUACGCUUUGUUGCCCGUGGCUUCUACUCACGGCCCUCCAUCUUGAUCGUGGACGCUGUUCUUCUACACUCUGUGCUCUCGGAGGAUGAUCUCAUUUAUCUCCUUGGAAUCCACCGCAAAGAGCUUCGUUCGCUCUGCAAUAAGCUCGUGGAUGACCGCAUGUUGGCCACACACAUCCAGAAAGAGGAAAACCCCCAGCAGCGCCUCACAAACAGAACAUAUUACUACAUCCAUAUCACAGAGGCCAUUGACGCAGUGAAAUGGCGAGUGCAUUCGAUUGUGUCAUCCAUCAAGGACGAAAUGUCACUGUACGGAAAUCCACAUGGCUACAUCUGUCCGCGUUGCGGCAAGAAAAUUAGCCAGCUCGAUGCCAUCUCUUUGCUCAGUGACGAUCGCUCCAGUUUCCUCUGUGACAACUGUGGGGCAGUUUUGGAGGAGGACGACUCAUCGCAGCAAGCCUCUAUCAAGCAGGAGAAAUUGGAGAAGCUCAUGCUCCAGGUGGACCCUAUCAUUGGCUACUUGAAGAAAGUGGACAACUCGGAUGUGGAAGACAACAACUUCGAGAUUGCGUUGACCAAAGCCAUUCCAGCACAGUCGGGAUCUUUGGCUUCAUACACUAUUUCAAAUCGUACUACGGGUAAGUCAAGGGCACAGAUUUCUCAAUCGCUUCAGAACGCCGCAUCCAAGGCCAAUGCAACGUUGCAUGUGUCCAUCACCGCAUCCGACGAGAAUUACGAGAGGGAGCAACAGGAAAAGGAGAACAGACGCCAGAAGUUGGAGCAGAACGCCUUGCCUUCUUGGCACUCGGCGUCAACCGUUGGCAACAGUGAAGGCUUUGAUGUCAAGGAUGAGGAAGCGGUCGAGAGCACCGUCGUCAAAGAGGAGGACGGCGACGUCAAAAUGGAGGGAGACGACACAGUGGAAGCUGCUCCAGUCGUCCAGAUGUCCGAGACUGAGAGGAAGGAGAAGGAAGCACAAGAUGUGCUUGCCGCAUACUAUGCUGAUUUGGCUGAGAGAGAAGCAGAGGAAGAUGAAGAAGACGAGGACGACUUUGACGACUUUGAGGAUGUCUAA
Molecule: messenger RNA, 1098 nt
Organism: Sungouiella intermedia
Lineage: Eukaryota; Fungi; Ascomycota; Pichiomycetes; Serinales; Metschnikowiaceae
Source: the annotation of a GenBank genome assembly